Molecule: messenger RNA, 863 nt
Organism: Aegilops tauschii subsp. strangulata
Lineage: Eukaryota; Viridiplantae; Streptophyta; Magnoliopsida; Poales; Poaceae
Source: RefSeq, a predicted model, not a curated record
GAUUCUGAUGGUGGCGCGCGCAGAUGCAUGCCCUUAUCGGUAUGGUUCCUCCGGAGCCUCGGGAACCAGAAGCAGAAGAUAAGAAGAAGGAAAGAGUCGCAGCCGGCGCUACUUUCACGUGGAUAUCAUCGAACUUCAGUACUUGCCCUGAGGAUGCUAAUGAGGACAUGGUGAAGACAUAUGCUCGUGUCUACAUGUGGUACGUGAUAUCCAGGACUAUGUUUGCUGAUGGCACAAGCAAGAAUGCUCCAUGGAUGUGGCUGAAGGCGUUGACCGUCUUCGAUAGCAAAUGGAGUUGGGGUUCGGCGACACUGGCUUACUUGUAUCGACAGUUGGACGAAGCCUGUUGUAGGCACACUGGAGGUAUUGGUGGUUGUCUGCUCGCACUUUCCAUAUGGAGCUGGGAGCGUUUGCCGGUUGGACGACCGAAGACCGUGAAGUACGAGGAUUGGGACGACAAAGACAACCCACUACGGCUCCCCACUUGGGCUUACAAGUGGGAUGUGUUAAAUGAGACGACGGAUGAUCCCUCGGUCAUGUACAAGUUGUACAAGAGCGAGCUGGACGCGAUCACGCCUGAGCAGGUGGAAUGGGAGCCGUAUGGAAAAGGAGAGAGUUUUGGUAACCCUAUGGAGUUCAGGCUGAAUCUGAUGUGCACUAGGGAUAGGGAUCUCUGGCAUAUGCGGUGCCCACUGAUAUGCAACUGGGCGGUUGAGCUUCACCUGCCACAUCGGGUGUUCCGCCAGUUUGGUUUGUUCCAGCCACACCCGCCGGAGUGGGAGGACACGGACAAGUUGCUACACGCGUAAGAUAUAAUUAACCUUGAGCACUUAGCAGCUUCUCGACGGUUUCGAUGAUGCUAA